AACCAGGUAGAAACGAAAGUAAAAGAGGAGGAAGAAGAGACGCCAUUUCAAGGCUUUAAACCUGUUAACUACUGUAUGGCUGUUUAAACAGACGCACAUUUUGUGAUGAGAGUAGGAGAACACUAAAAUGAGUCUCCAUAAUGAGAGAGAAAAUGAGGACUCUGCCUCUAAAAUGAGUUCUUCAUCUCCUGGAUCAAGCUGUGAGUCUACGAAGAGUGACCAAUCCAUGACAACAGAUCCCAGCAUCAGCAGGAGGAAUAGACAGAGAUCAGGGUCUCCAGAACCUAGCGGUGUGUCUGUGAGGAGUAAUAUAUCAAGGGAUCUUCCCCCUGUAUUCAGAGAUGGACCAGUGACCUCUGAUCAAUUUUUCAGCAAGCGAGAAAUACAUGAGCCGAUCAGAUCUGUGCCAUCCUUUACAUCCCACUAUCAGACUCACAUCAGGCAGGACAAAACUGAAGCAGUCCUGGAGAAACACACACUGGAGACUGGAGACCCGCAAAGAGUCAAAGACCAGCACAAAACCAGCAUGAAGAACAAAUAUGAAAGAUUAUUUGAGGGAAACAAACUCCAAGAGAAUGAAACCUUCCUGAACCGGAUCUACACACAGCUCUACAUCAUAGAGGGAGAGAGAGAAGGAGUGAAUGAAGAACAUGAGGUUUUACAGAUGGAGAAAACAGCCAGAACACAACACUCACAAGACACUCCAGUUGACUGCAAUGACAUCUUUAAAGCCUCACCUGAACUAGGAUGUGAGGAGAAAGACCAAAUCAAGACUGUUCUCACUAAAGGCAUCGCUGGAAUCGGAAAGACCGUCUCUGUGCAGAAGUUCAUUCUGGACUGGGCUGAGGGAAAAGCCAAUCAGGAUGUAGAUUUCAUGUUUGUGCUUCCAUUUCGAGAGCUGAACUUGAUCCGAGAUCAUCAGUACAGUCUUCAUAGACUUCUCCUGGACUUUCAUCCUGAACUUCAGGAUCUGGACUCAAAGAUUUAUGAGGAGUGUAAAGUUGUAUUCAUCUUUGAUGGUCUGGAUGAAAGCAGAAUCACACUGAUGUUUUCAGAUGCUCAGAAAGUUUCUGAUGUGACUGAGACUUCAUCAGUGGGUGUGUUGAUGUCAAACCUCAUGAAAGGAGAGCUGCUUCCCUCUGCUCUCAUCUGGAUCACCUCCAGACCAGCAGCAGCCAAUCAGAUCCCCUCCGAAUACAUCAACCGUCUGACAGAUAUUCAGGGAUUCAGUGAGCCUCAGAAGGAGGAAUAUUUCAGGAAGAGAAUCAGUGACGAGCAUCAAGCCAGCAGAAUCAUCUCACAUAUCAGAAGAGCUAAAAGCCUCCACAUCAUGUGCCACAUACCCGUCUUCUGCUGGAUCUCAUCCACUGUGCUUCAAAAGCUUCUAAAAGAAGAUCUGAGUGUAGAAAUCCCCCAAACUCUGACUGAAAUGUACAUCCACUUCCUGCUGAUUCAGAUAAACAUGAGGAAUCAGAAGUAUGAAGAGAGAGAUCCAGAGAAACUCCUGCAGUCCAACAGAGAAGUGAUUGUGAAACUUGCUGAAGUGGCUUUCAAACAGCUGAUGAAGGGCAAUGUGAUGUUCUAUGAGGAGGACCUGAGAGAGAGUGGCAUAGACGUCACUGACGCCUCAGUGUAUUCUGGGAUUUGCACUGAGAUCUUUAAGGAGGAAUCUGUGAUUCAUCAGAGGAAAAUCUACAGCUUCAUUCAUCUAAGCAUCCAGGAGUUUCUCGCUGCUUUCUAUGUGUUUUACUUUCAUGUAACUUCAAUUAUGGAGGGACUGAGGAAUUUUGCUUCAAUACAAAUUUUGCUUAAAGGUGCAGUAGAUGAAGCCCUCAAGAGUAAAAAUGGACACCUGGAUCUGUUCCUGCGGUUCCUGCUGGGAGUCUCACUGGAGUCCAAUCAGACACUCUUACAGGAUCUACUGACACACACAGAGAACAGCUCAGAGAGCAUCAGAGAAACCACACAGUACAUUAAAGAAAAGAUCAAAGAUGGACGUGGACUCUCCACUGAAAGAUCCAUCAAUCUGUUCCUCUGUCUGCUGGAAGUCAAAGAUCAGACUCUGUCCAGAGAGAUUAAAGAGUUUGUGAAAUCAGACAAACACUCAGAGAAGAAACUCUCUCCUGCUCACUGCUCGACAAUUGCCUACAUGCUUCAGAUUUCAGAGGAAGUGCUGGAUGAGCUGGAUCUCAAGAAAUACAACACAUCAGAUGAGGGGAGAAGAAGACUGAUACAAGCUGUGAUCAACUGCACAAAAGCCCUUUUUGCUGGCUGUAAUCCUUCAGAUCAGCAUUUUGAAAUUGUUGCAUCAGCUCUUCAAACCCCUAACGGUUUCCUUAGAGAGCUGGACCUGAGUAACAAUGACCUGCAGGAUUCAGGAGUAAAACUGCUCUCUGAUGGACUGAAGAGUCUAAACUGUCAGCUGGAGGUACUGAGGUUGUCAGGCUGUAUGGUGACAGAGGAAGGCUGUGGUUAUCUGUCUUCAGCUCUGAGUUCAAACCCCUCACACCUGAGAGAGCUGGAUCUGAGCUACAAUCACCCAGGACAAUCAGGAGUCCAGCUGCUCAACGACAGACUGAAUGAUCCAAACUGCUCACUGCAGCUACUCAAUGUGGAUAAUGGAGAACAUUUAAGAAUCACACCAGGACUGAGAAAAUAUGCCGGUAAUCUCACACUGGAUCCAAACACCAUAAACACUCAACUCAUUUUGUCUGAUGAGAAGAGGAAGAUUAUACAUGUGACAGAGCCGCAGUCAUAUCCUGAUCAUCCAGAGAGAUUUGAUAGCUGUGAGCAGGUUUUGUGUGAAGAGAGUCUGACUGGACGCUGUUACUGGGAGGCUGAAUGGAGCGGGAAGGGUGCUGAAAUAGUAGUGUCAUAUAAAGGCAUCAGGAGGAAAGGAGUGAGUGAUUGCUGGUUUGGAUACAAUGACAAAUCCUGGAGUCUAUACUGUUGUGCUAAUGAAUUCACUAUCUGGCACAAUAAUGUGAGCAAUAAUAUAGCCUUCCCUUUAUCCUCUAAUAGAGUAGGAGUGUAUCUUGACUGGUUGUCCGGCACUCUGUCCUUCUACAGCGUCUCUGACACACACACACUCACACACUUACACACAUUCAACACCACAUUCACUGAACCCCUCUAUGCUGGAUUUGCAGUUUAUCCUGAAUCUUCAGCAUCUCUGUGUCAGAUUAAACAACAUAAUGUGAAAAACAACUGAGACGUCACAAACAAGCUGUCACUUUUCCAAGCAGUCACAUUUUUUCCCCUCUAAUUUUUAAAUUAAACAACCAAUGCAGUGGUUUUCAAUCCUGGUCCUGGAGACCCACCAGUCUGCACAUUUUCUGUGUUUAACACACCUGUUUCAGAUGAUCAGCUUGUUAGGUGAUAGUUUCAUUAACUGAACUGAGUGUGUCAGUUAAGAGAGACAUACAAAAUGUGCGAGAGGUGGGUCUAGGAUCAGGAUUAAAAACCACUUAAUUUAAAAUUAGAAAUGAAAGUUAUGUUGCUUUAGCUUAUAGGUCAUCUACAUGCUAGUGUACAUCUAAAUGUUGACUAAAAAUAUCUGAGGAAAUCAUAUUCUUAGAUUUGUUUUGUUGCUACAUCGACAACUUAUGUUACUGUUUAUAUUUUUAUUUUCCCAUGUUUUGUAUUGGUUUUGUAAAAACAUUUAGUUAGGUAACCUAAAAAUGUGCUUUCUUGUGCUAACAUCUUUUAUUCAAGUGAAAAUAAAUGAUCAGUUACAGGUUUUAUUCCAGUGAAAAUAUUUUCCAAUUGAUGAAUAUUUCUGACUUCAUUAGGUAGCUGCAUUGAAAGUAACAGGUGAUAUUGUCUCUUUAAUUUAACAGCUGCACAAUUUAGCACUGGGUUAAUGGAUUCAUACGUUGAUUCUUGAUGUCUUGAUGUCAUAACUUUUAAGAAAUCAUUAGAAUUAUACUGAACAUGCUGGAUCUUCUGCUGUAGAAUCACAGUGCUGCUGUAAUCAAUAAGGUAAAUUUAACUCAGAGAUUGGGCUCUAAAUGCAACGUGAUCUCAUGACACGUACAUUUACUUUUUCGUACACACAAAAUUGUACAAUAUUGAUGUAUUUAUAGCACUAAAACCUAAAAUAUUUACGUAUUGACAGCAAUAAAAUGUAAUUUAUUUACGUAUCUAAGUGUGAAUGUGUAUGAAUUACAUUAAUUGUAUUAUUAUUAAAAUCAUGCCAUUGCUUUAA
Messenger RNA from Ctenopharyngodon idella (grass carp), 4207 nucleotides. RefSeq names its product NLR family CARD domain-containing protein 3-like. The record is from RefSeq and is a predicted model, not a curated record. The transcript has 8 exons. Gene Ontology annotation, molecular function: protein binding. Lineage: Eukaryota; Metazoa; Chordata; Actinopteri; Cypriniformes; Xenocyprididae. The coding region runs from base 128 to 3211 and encodes 1027 amino acids.